AUGGACUGGGCGGGAGAUAAAAUAAAUGACGCAAGAAUAUCAGAUUUGAACGAAGAAAUAGAUCCGCUCAUGUUAAGGCUACAAGAACAAGAGGAAAUCCAUUGAUUAUGGCAGUCUGCACUGAACUCCUAGGGUUCAGCAUUUUAAAAUCGUUGGGGCAUUACUAGCGUAGUUGUUAAGGAGAUUAAGAACUCCCCCCUACGCCGGUAUCUACGCGGAAAAUAUGUAGGCAGGUUCUCUACGGAACUCGCUCGCACUACAAAAAAAAAGCGAGAUUAGUUGCGUUGUAUUGUAUCUUCUUCUUCGCCAGCAGCGUGAAGAUCUUGGUCCUCCCGUUUUCGUCCAACAGGGAAGAAAAGGGAGAUUUUGGUCCUCCCGUUUUUCCACAGGGAACCAAGGGUCCCGUUCUUCAACUACAGGAGUGUUGAAGAUGAGUCCGGAGAAGAUGGAUCUCUUUUUUUUAGCAAGCUAAGUCAGUGGAUUGGUAGUGAGUAGCUGCUAAGUCAGUGGAUUAGUAGUGAGUAGUCUCUCUCAUACUCUGCGUCUGCCUGUUUAUAUUCCCUGUAGUUGAAAAUGAAAAACGGGAACCUCCUUGUUUCCCUGUUGUGAAACACCAUACGUUGUAGGUCUAAUCACGGGAUCGGGACUCGUCCCUGCUUAUAAUCCGAUUGUGGCGUGGACUACGUCAACGUUGUUAGCGUGGACUAGUCGGAGUCUCGCCUUUUUACCCAGGAUUGUAGUUGUACAUCAAGGACGAGAGAAACAAGUGAUAAAACAGCAAAUAAUUAUCGGUUAAUUUUUCCCUCAUAUCCACCUAGGUUUUUUAUCCCACCAAGUAAGCAAAGCACGGACACGACAAGUGACAAAACAGACACCGACUACAAAAACUAUGAGCAUUCUUCUACGACGUCCACCUGGUACUAAUUCUAACAGACAUCAAGUGAUGAAACACCAAGUGACAAAACAGAUCCUACUUAACAAGAAGACGCAAGUACAAAAAUCGUGAAAAAUUUCUUUUAGAGGACAUCCCCAUAAUAAAGUUAUCUUUGUUUCUCCCUCCUGGCUCCCGCUCCCUCUGCUGUGAUUUUCUGAUAGUACUUGUUGCCGUGCGGUGCUGCUGGAGGUAAGGCGAUUUGAUAGGUGUAAAUCUAGAGUAAUCAAAAGCACUCAGUUCUUCGCCUCGAAGCUUAUUGUAGUGCAAUGACUUUUGAAAAACGAAAUUUGAACCUAUUAUGAUGGUUGACGACCUUCGCGAGGCUUACAUACAGCACGAUGCUUGCCCGUGAC
This is a messenger RNA of Amoebophrya sp. A25, 1287 nucleotides long. The record is from the annotation of a GenBank genome assembly. NCBI's taxonomy places the organism in Eukaryota, Dinophyceae, Syndiniales, Amoebophryaceae.